AUGAGGAUUCAAAUAACUGUAUCACUUUCUGCAAGUACAAAUACACAAGCACAGAAUAUCUUUCCCCUUUAUGUACUUUUAGUUAGACCUACCAGUAAUAUUUCGCUUGAAGCGCAUUCUCCGAUAUAUCGAUUCAGUAGGGUUUGUAUGCUUACAAAUUUUAGCGAAUUUGGAAAUAAAGGCAAAACUGAAGCCACAUUCAUCAUCCCUGACGUGAAGAAUUUGUCAACCUCCCGUGCUUGCAACCUUAACAUUAUAUUUAUUAGCUGUGAGCUUGAAGGGAAAUGUUCCUGGGGUAAAAUACCGACUAAUGUACUUGCAUCCUCUUUGGAGAAAUGUGUGACUUUAAGUACAGGAGAUGCUGUGGAUUUGGCUUCUACAGUUACAAUGAACCCAAGCUUCUUAGAGCCAAAAUUUCUGGAACAAGACAGUUGCUUGACAUUUUGCUCUCAUAAGGUUGAUGCUACGGGUUCAUACCAAUUACAAGUAUGCAUAUCCGCAGAAGAGGCUGGUGCAAGAGAAUUACUUUUGUCUCCUUAUUAUUGUAAUUACUCAUAUGAUAAUGUCCCACCUUCAUUAUUACCAGAAAUCAUAAGGUUGAGGGCUGGAAAUGUACUUUUUAAUUACAAGUACUACAAUAAUACAAUGCAAAAGACUGAAGUUACUGAAGAUUUUUCCUGCCCAUUUUGCUUGGUACGAUGUGGAAGCUUCAAGGGCCUGGGAUGCCACUUAAACUCAACACAUGACCUGUUCCACUAUGAGUUCUGGAUAUCUGAAGAGUGCCAGGCUGUGAAUGUUAGUCUGAAGGCUGAUGCCUGGAAAACUGAGUUUGUGGUAGAGGGAGUUGAUCCAAGGCAUCAAACAUUUUCCUACUGCUCUAGGUUUAAGAAGCGUAGAAGGUUGGAAACCACAGCUAAGAAAAUCAGGCAUGUUCACCCACAUAUUAUGGAAUCAGGAUCACAUGAAGAUGCCCAGGCAGCGUCUGAAGACGACUAUGUGCAAAGGGAGAACGGGUUUUCUGUAGCACACGCUUCAGUUGACCCUAGUCAGCCUGUACAUGGGAGCAAUCUUUCAUCACCAACAGUGCUACAGUUUGGGAAAUCGAGGAAGCUAUCUGUUGAGCGAUCUGACCCCAGAAAUCGACAACUGCUGCAAAAGCGCCAGUUCUUCCAUUCACACAGGGCACAUCCAAUGUCAUUGGAACAAGUCUUCUCAGAUCAUGAUAGUGAAGACGAGGUUGAUGAUGAUAUUGCUGACUUUGAGGAUAGAAGGAUGCUUGACGAUUUUGUUGAUGUUACAAAAGAUGAGAAGCUUAUUAUGCAUAUGUGGAAUUCAUUUGUUCGAAAACAAAGGGUGCUAGCUGAUGGUCACAUACCUUGGGCCUGCGAGGCAUUCUCCAGAUGCCAUGGAGAACAGCUUGUACAAAACCCUGCCCUUCUGUGGGGCUGGCGAUUUUUCAUGAUUAAACUCUGGAACCACAGCCUUCUUGAUGCCCGCGCCAUGAAUACUUGCAACACAAUUCUUCAAGGCUACCAAGACGGAAGUUCAGACCCCAAGUAA
Messenger RNA from Miscanthus lutarioriparius, 1560 nucleotides. The record is from the annotation of a GenBank genome assembly. Lineage: Eukaryota; Viridiplantae; Streptophyta; Magnoliopsida; Poales; Poaceae.